GGUCUGGACUCCUAGUGGAAAAGACAAGCGAGGCAUGGGUUGGCUCUGGAUUCAGAAAACAGCUGCUGAUUAGAUUCUGUGUCUGCAGGCUGAAUUUAUUCCGUGUUUUUCAGCAGCACGAAUUCAAGAGGGAUGCUUCUGUUUGGGUUUCUGAUCGUGAUUUAUAUUUAUUCAGAGGAAUAACAGAGGGUGGAUCUGUUCCCGGCGCGAGCAUGCUCACAACCAGCCGACUCUCCCAUUAUCCAACUGCCUAGUUUGGUGCUUCAAUGUACAUGGCUAUUCCGUGUGCAUAUGUGUGUAUACAAACACGCAUGCAUGCCUGGAUGGACAUACGUAUGCACAGGUUAUUUUUUAAGGACAAUUCUUUCAAUAAGGUCUUUACCCCUUACUUGAAACAGGUGUUCAUGAAAAAAAUGCACAAAAUCCUGCCUGGCCGGAAUAAUUCAUGAAGAAGGGGCUGGAUCCGUGGGUCAGAGAACACAGGACCAGUUUGCCAUCCCAAGGCCGAAGGCCUCCCUCCAACACAGUUCUCCAAGCUCUAGAAAUCUCUGACACAUCUUGACCAUGAGACCACGGCUGGUUUUUGGCAGGAUUCGAGGCACAAACCCAGCAGCCUCAACCUAGUUCAUGGAGGAGCCUCGCGGGGUCCUGGCCAAGCAAGCCCGCCCCUCUGGUGGGAAGAGCGGCGCCUAGGUGGAGGGUGGCUGCCGCAGGAGUGGACAUGAAUGCUGGCUUUCAGAGAGAACAGCGUUUCAGUUUUGGUCAUCGGAAGUGGUGCCUUCAGCACAGAAGAAGAGCGUGAUUUCUCCUCCGAGGCCGUUGAUCUCCAACCCAGAACUAAAGGGGAGAAGAGCCACCCCCAGCAUCCAGCGUGGCAUCUCUUGUGCCAGGACCAGGGAUGACUGGGCCAUGGACACAGAUGUCUCCAACCUUCAACCGUUUGCAUAGCACACGGGGGACUCGUGGGGGCCACCUGCCACUGCCAGCUGAAACAAUACAAUGGCAAUACUGACAUCCUUCAUGACAUUUUCCCGACAGACAUUCAGGCAGAAAGUGCUGGUGCGUUUUCUGUCUGCAAAGUAGAGGGCCAUGCCUCACCAAUAGAAUAGCUUGGGCCCUGAUGACCUGCUCCGAGUCCACUCACAGCCAGUGACACUUGCAAAAAACUCCCAAAGCCGUCUUGGGUUUGGCUUCCGCAGCUCUUGACCAAUGUGGCCAAAGCUGGACACCUCCUUGGGACACUGGGAUUAUUCAUAAAUGCAGCCCGCCCUGACUCUCCCUGAAUAGCAUCUGAAGUCUUUGUGAAGGUCAUGGAUCCUGAACAAAGUGUCAAGGGCACCAAGAAGGCUGAGGGAAGUCCCCGGAAGCGGCUGACCAAAGGAGAGGCCAUUCAAACCAGUGUUUCUUCCAGCGUCCCAUACCCAGGCAGCGGCACAGCUGCCACCCAAGAGAGCCCCGCCCAAGAGCUCUUAGCCCCGCAGCCCUUCCCGGGCCCCUCAUCAGUUCUUAGGGAAGGCUCUCAGGAGAAAACAGGCCAGCAGCAGAAGCCCCCCAAAAGGCCCCCCAUUGAAGCAUCCGUCCACAUCUCACAGCUUCCGCAGCACCCUCUGACACCAGCAUUCAUGUCGCCUGGCAAACCUGAGCAUCUCCUGGAGGGGUCCACAUGGCAACUGGUUGACCCCAUGAGACCUGGACCCUCUGGCUCCUUCGUGGCCCCUGGGCUCCAUCCUCAGAGCCAGCUCCUUCCUUCCCACGCUUCCAUCAUUCCCCCUGAGGACCUUCCUGGAGUCCCCAAAGUCUUCGUGCCUCGUCCUUCCCAGGUCUCCUUGAAGCCCACAGAAGAGGCACACAAGAAGGAGAGGAAGCCCCAGAAGCCAGGCAAGUAUAUCUGCCAGUACUGCAGCCGGCCCUGUGCCAAGCCCAGCGUGCUCCAGAAGCACAUUCGCUCACACACAGGUGAGAGGCCCUACCCCUGCGGCCCCUGUGGCUUCUCCUUCAAGACCAAGAGUAAUCUCUACAAGCACAGGAAGUCCCAUGCCCACCGCAUCAAAGCAGGCCUGGCCUCAGGCAUGGGCGGCGAGAUGUACCCACAUGGGCUGGAGAUGGAGCGGAUCCCUGGGGAAGAGUUUGAGGAGCCCACUGAGGGAGAAAGCACAGAUUCUGAAGAGGAGACUAGUGCCACCUCUGGUCACCCUGCAGAGCUCUCCCCAAGACCCAAGCAGCCCCUUCUCUCCAGUGGGCUAUACAGCUCUGGGAGCCACAGUUCCAGCCACGAACGCUGUUCCCUGUCCCAGUCCAGCACAGCCCAGUCACUCGAAGACCCCCCUCCAUUUGUGGAACCCUCAUCUGAGCACCCCCUGAGCCAUAAACCUGAAGACACCCACACGAUUAAGCAGAAGCUGGCCCUCCGCUUAAGCGAGAGGAAGAAGGUGAUCGAUGAGCAGGCAUUUCUGAGCCCAGGCAGCAAAGGGAGUACUGAGUCUGGGUAUUUCUCUCGCUCCGAGAGUGCAGAGCAGCAGGUCAGCCCCCCAAACACCAACGCCAAGUCCUACGCUGAGAUCAUCUUUGGCAAGUGUGGGCGAAUAGGACAGCGGACCGCCAUGCUGACAGCCACCUCCACCCAGCCCCUCCUGCCCCUGUCCACCGAAGACAAGCCCAGCCUGGUGCCUUUGUCUGUACCCCGGACGCAGGUGAUCGAGCACAUCACGAAGCUCAUCACCAUCAACGAGGCCGUGGUGGACACCAGCGAGAUCGACAGCGUGAAGCCAAGGCGGAGCUCACUGUCCAGGCGCAGCAGCAUGGAGUCCCCAAAAUCCAGCCUCUACCGGGAGCCCCUGUCGUCCCACAGUGAGAAAACCAAGCCUGAACAAUCACUGCUGAGCCUCCAGCACCCACCCAGUACCGCCCCCCCUGUGCCUCUCCUGAGAAGCCACUCAAUGCCUUCUGCCGCCUGCACUAUCAGCACCCCCCACCACCCGUUCCGAGGUAGCUACUCCUUCGAUGACCAUAUCACCGACUCCGAAGCCCUGAGCCGCAGCAGUCACGUGUUUACCUCCCACCCCCGGAUGCUGAAGCGCCAGCCGGCAAUCGAAUUACCUUUGGGAGGGGAAUACAGUUCCGAGGAGCCUGGACCAAGCAGCAAAGACACAGCCUCCAAGCCCUCGGACGAAGUGGAACCCAAGGAAAGCGAGCUUACCAAAAAGACCAAGAAGGGUUUGAAAACAAAAGGGGUGAUCUACGAAUGUAACAUAUGUGGUGCUCGGUACAAGAAAAGGGAUAACUACGAAGCCCACAAAAAAUACUACUGCUCAGAGCUUCAGAUCGCAAAGCCCAUCUCUGCAGGCACCCACACAUCUCCAGAAGCCGAAAAGAGUCAGAUUGAGCAUGAGCCGUGGUCCCAAAUGAUGCAUUACAAACUGGGAACCACCCUGGAACUCACUCCACUGAGGAAGAGGAGGAAAGAGAAGAGCCUUGGGGACGAGGAAGAGCCACCUGCCUUUGAGUCCACAAAAAGUCAGUUUGGCAGCCCCGGGCCAUCUGAUGCUGCUCGGAACCUUCCCCUGGAGUCCACCAAGUCACCAGCAGAACCAAGUAAAUCAGUGCCCUCCUUGGAGGGACCCACGGGCUUCCAGCCAAGGACUCCCAAGCCAGGGUCUGGUUCAGAAUCAGGGAAGGAGAGGAGAACAACGUCCAAAGAAAUUUCUGUCAUCCAGCACACCAGCUCCUUUGAGAAAUCUGAUUCUCUCGAGCAGCCAAGUGGCUUGGAAGGGGAAGACAAACCUCUGGCCCAGUUCCCAUCACCCCCACCUGCCCCACAUGGACGCUCUGCUCACUCCCUGCAGCCCAAGUUGGUCCGCCAGCCCAACAUUCAGGUUCCUGAGAUCCUAGUAACUGAGGAGCCUGACCGGCUGGACACAGAGCCAGAGCUGCCCCCUAAGGAACCUGAGAAGACUGAGGAAUUCCAGUGGCCCCAGCGCAGCCAGACACUUGCCCAGCUCCCAGCUGAGAAGCUGCCACCCAAAAAGAAGAGGCUGCGCCUGGCAGAGAUGGCCCAAUCAUCAGGGGAGUCCAGCUUCGAGUCCUCUGUGCCUCUGUCUCGCAGCCCGAGCCAGGAAAGCAGUGUCUCUUUGAGUGGGUCCAGCCGCUCAGCCUCGUUUGAGAGGGAUGACCAUGGGAAAGCCGAGGCCCCCGGUCCCUCAUCUGAUACGCGCCCCAAACCCCUGGGCACCCACAUGUUGACUGUCCCCAGCCACCACCCACAUGCCCGAGAGAUGCGGAGAUCAGCCUCAGAGCAGAGCCCCAACGUUUCCCAUUCUGCCCACAUGACCGAGACACGCAGCAAAUCCUUUGACUAUGGCAGCUUGUCCUUGACAGGCCCUUCUGCUCCAGCCCCAGUGGCUCCACCAGUGCGGGUGGCCCCGCCAGAGAGAAGAAAAUGCUUCUUGGUGAGACAGGCCUCUCUGAGCAGGCCUCCAGAAUCUGAGUUGGAGGUUGCCCCCAAGGGAAGACAGGAGAGCGAAGAACCACAGCCCUCAUCCAGUAAACCCUCUGCCAAAAGCUCAUUGUCCCAGAUUUCCUCUGCGGCCACCUCACAUGGUGGACCCCCGGGAGGCAAGGGCCCAGGGCAGGACAGGCCCCCAUUGGGGUCCACUGUGCCCUACACAGAAGCACUGCAAGUGUUCCACCACCCCGUUGCCCAGACACCCCUGCAUGAGAAGCCGUACCUGCCCCCACCAGUCUCCCUUUUCUCCUUCCAGCAUCUCGUGCAGCAUGAGCCAGGACAGUCUCCAGAAUUCUUCUCCACCCAGGCCAUGUCCAGCCUCCUGUCCUCACCAUACUCCAUGCCCCCACUUCCUCCCUCCUUAUUUCAAGCCCCACCGCUUCCUCUCCAGCCUACUGUUCUGCACCCAGGCCAACUCCAUCUCCCCCAGCUCAUGCCUCACCCAGCCAACAUCCCCUUCCGGCAUCCCCCUUCCUUCCUCCCCAUGCCAUACCCGGCCUCCUCAGCACUGUCUUCUGGGUUUUUCCUGCCUCUGCAAUCCCAGUUUGCACUUCAGCUCCCUGGUGAUGUGGAAAGCCAUCUGCCCCAGAUCAAAACCAGCCUGGCCCCACUGGCAACAGGAAGUGCUGGCCUCUCCCCCAGCACAGAGUACAGCAGUGACAUCCGGCUACCCCCUGUGGCUCCCCCAGCCAGCUCCUCAGCACCUACAUCAGCUCCUCCACUGGCCCUGCCUGCCUGUCCAGACACCAUGGUGUCCCUGGUUGUGCCUGUCCGUGUUCAGACCAAUAUGCCAUCCUAUGGGAGCGCAAUGUACACCACCCUUUCCCAGAUCUUGGUCACCCAGUCCCAAGGCAGCUCAGCAACUGUGGCACUUCCCAAGUUUGAGGAACCCCCAUCAAAGGGGACGACUGUAUGUGGCGCAGAUGUGCAUGAGGUUGGGCCCGGCCCUUCUGGGUUAAGUGAAGAGCAAAGCAGAGCUUUCCCAACUCCAUACCUGAGAGUGCCUGUGACAUUACCUGAAAGAAAAGGCACUUCCCUGUCAUCAGAGAGUGUCUUGAGCCUGGAGGGGAGUUCAUCAACAGCAGGGGGAAGCAAACGUGUCCUUUCACCAGCUGGCAGCCUUGAACUUACCAUGGAAACCCAGCAGCAAAAAAGAGUGAAGGAGGAGGAGGCUUCCAAGGCAGAUGAAAAACUUGAGCUGGUAAAACCAUGCAGUGUGGCCCUUACCAGCACCGAGGAUGGGAAGAGGCCAGAGAAAUCCCACUUAGGCAACCAGGGCCAAGGCAGGAGGGAGCUAGAAAUGCUGCCCAGCCUGUCCUCAGAUCCAUCUGACACAAAGGAAAUUCCUCCCCUCCCUCACCCUGCAUUGUCCCAUGGGACAGCCCCAGGCUCAGAAGCUUUGAAGGAAUAUCCCCAGCCAUCUGGCAAACCUCACCGAAGAGGGUUGACCCCACUGAGCGUGAAGAAAGAAGAUUCCAAGGAACAACCUGAUCUCCCCUCCUUGGCACCUCCCAGCUCUCUGCCUCUGUCAGAAACGUCCUCCAGACCAGCCAAGUCACAAGAAGGUACGGACUCAAAGAAGGUACUGCAGUUCCCCAGCCUCCACACAACCACUAAUGUCAGUUGGUGCUAUUUAAACUACAUUAAGCCAAAUCACAUCCAGCAUGCAGAUAGGAGGUCCUCUGUUUACGCUGGUUGGUGCAUAAGUUUGUACAACCCCAACCUUCCGGGGGUUUCCACUAAAGCUGCUUUGUCCCUCCUGAGGUCUAAGCAGAAAGUGAGCAAAGAGACAUACACCAUGGCCACAGCUCCGCAUCCUGAGGCAGGAAGGCUUGUGCCAUCCAGCUCCCGCAAGCCCCGCAUGACAGAGGUUCACCUCCCUUCGCUGGUUUCCCCGGAAGGCCAGAAAGAUCUAGCUAGAGUGGAGAAGGAAGAAGAGAGGAGAGGGGAGCCGGAGGAGGAUGCUCCUGCCUCCCAGAGAGGGGAGCCGGCGAGGAUCAAAAUCUUCGAAGGAGGGUACAAAUCAAACGAAGAGUAUGUAUAUGUGCGAGGCCGCGGCCGAGGGAAAUAUGUUUGUGAGGAGUGUGGAAUUCGCUGCAAGAAGCCCAGCAUGCUGAAGAAACACAUCCGCACCCACACUGACGUCCGGCCCUAUGUGUGCAAGCACUGUCACUUUGCUUUUAAAACCAAAGGGAAUCUGACUAAGCACAUGAAGUCGAAGGCCCACAGCAAAAAGUGCCAAGAGACAGGGGUGCUGGAGGAGCUGGAAGCCGAAGAAGGAACCAGUGACGACCUGUUCCAGGACUCGGAAGGACGAGAGGGUUCAGAGGCUGUGGAGGAGCACCAGUUUUCAGACCUGGAGGACUCGGACUCAGACUCAGACCUGGACGAAGACGAGGAUGAGGAUGAGGAGGAGAGCCAGGAUGAGCUGUCCAGACCAUCCUCAGAGGCGCCCCCGCCUGGCCCACCACAUGCACUGCGGGCAGACUCCUCACCCAUCCUGGGCCCUCAGCCCCCAGAUGCCCCCGCCUCUGGCACGGAGGCUACACGAGGCAGCUCGGUCUCGGAAGCUGAGCGCCUGACAGCCAGCAGCUGCUCCAUGUCCAGCCAGAGCAUGCUGGGCCUCCCCCGGCUGGGACCGGCCCCUCUGGGCUCUGUGGAGAAAGACACAGGCUCAGCCUUGAGCUACAAGCCUGUGUCCCCAAGAAGACCGUGGUCCCCAAGCAAAGAAGCAGGCAGCCGUCCACCACUAGCCCGCAAACACUCGCUAACCAAAAACGACUCAUCUCCCCAGCGAUGCUCCCCGGCCCGAGAACCACAGGCCUCAGCCCCAAGCCCACCUGGCCUGCACGUGGACCCAGGAAGGGGCAUGGGCCCUCUCCCUUGUGGGUCUCCAAGACUUCAGCUGUCUCCUCUCACCCUCUGCCCCCUGGGAAGAGAACUGGCCCCUCGAGCACAUGUGCUCUCCAAACUCGAGGGUACCACCGACCCAGGCCUCCCCAGAUACUCGCCCACCAGGAGAUGGUCUCCAGGUCAGGCCGAGUCACCACCACGGUCAGCACCGCCAGGGAAGUGGGCCUUGGCUGGGCCGGGCAGCCCCUCAGCGGGGGAGCAUGGCCCAGGCUUGGGGCUGGCCCCACGGGUUCUCUUCCCGCCCACGCCUCUACCUCACAAGCUCCUCAGCAGAAGCCCAGAGACCUGCGCCUCCCCGUGGCAGAAGGCCGAGUCCCGAAGUCCCUCCUGCUCACCCGGCCCUGCUCAUCCUCUCUCCUCCCGACCCUUCGCCCUCCAUGACUUCCACGGCCACAUCCCGGCCCGGACAGAGGAGAACAUCUUCAGCCACCUGCCUCUGCACUCCCAGCACUUGACCCGUGCCCCAUGUCCCUUGAUUCCCAUCGGUGGGAUCCAGAUGGUGCAGGCCCGGCCAGGAGCCCACCCCACCCUGCUGCCAGGGCCCACCGCAGCCUGGGUCAGUGGCUUCUCCGGGGGUGGCAGCGACCUGACAGGGGCCCGGGAGGCCCAGGAGCGAGGCCGCUGGAGUCCCACUGAGAGCUCGUCAGCCUCCGUGUCGCCCGUGGCUAAGGUCUCCAAAUUCACACUCUCCUCAGAGCUGGAGGGCAGGGACUACCCCAAGGAGAGGGAGAGGACCGGCGGAGGCCCGGGCAGGCCUCCUGACUGGACACCCCAUGGGACCGGGGCACCUGCAGAGCCCACACCCACGCACAGCCCCUGCACCCCACCCGACACCUUGCCCCGGCCGCCCCAGGGACGCCGGGUAGCGCAGUCCUGGAGCCCCCGCUUGGAGUCCCCGCGUGCACCGGCCAACCCCGAGCCUUCUGCCACCCCGCCGCUGGACCGCAGCAGCUCUGUGGGCUGCCUGGCAGAGGCCUCUGCCCGCUUCCCAGCCCGGAGGAGGAACCUCUCUGGGGAACCCAGGACCAGGCAGGACUCCCCCAAGCCCUCAGGAAGUGGGGAGCCCAGGGCACAUCCACAUCAGCCUGAGGACAGGGUUCCCCCCAACGCUUAGCCUCUCUCCAACUGCUUCAGCAUCUGGCUUCCAGUGUCCAGCAACAGACGUUUCCAGCCACUUUCCUCGAAUCAUCCCACUUCCUCAGCCCCAUCUGUCCCUCCGUCCAGGAGCUCUCACGGCCCCAUCUGUUGUACCUUCCCAUGUAUGCAGUUACCUGUGCCUUUUUCUACACCUUUUGUUGCUUAAAAAGAAACAAAACAAAUCACAUACAUACAUUUAAAAAAAAACAACAACCCAUGAGGAGUCUGAGGCUGUGAAUAGUUUAUGCUUUUGGGGAAAGGCUGAUGGUGAAGCCUCCUGACCCUCCCCGCUGCGGUUGGCAGCCACCCACCCCAGAGGCUGGCAGAGGGAAAGGGGUACACUGAGGGAGAAAGGAAAAGGAAACUUCAAACAAUAUAGAAUUAAAUGUAAAAGGAAGCACUCCUGUGUACAGAUGCGAUCAAGAUUCCUGUUUAUUGCCACUUUACCCCCCUGCCCAGCUCGUAGCCACCCCUCUCUGCCAGCAGAAAGGCCAGUGUCCCCAGGCAGAGGGGCACAAACACAGGCAGGUGACCCCCACCCAGGCCCCAGCAGCCAGGCCCAGAAAAACUAAUCUUUUCCUUUUUUUUUUUUUUUUUU
Messenger RNA from Pan troglodytes (chimpanzee), 9149 nucleotides. It is a transcript of the gene HIVEP3, whose product is annotated as HIVEP zinc finger 3. Gene Ontology annotation, molecular function: RNA polymerase II cis-regulatory region sequence-specific DNA binding; DNA-binding transcription factor activity, RNA polymerase II-specific. The record is from RefSeq and is a predicted model, not a curated record. The coding region runs from base 1311 to 8528 and encodes 2405 amino acids. Gene Ontology annotation, biological process: regulation of transcription by RNA polymerase II. NCBI's taxonomy places the organism in Eukaryota, Metazoa, Chordata, Mammalia, Primates, Hominidae. The transcript has 9 exons. Gene Ontology annotation, cellular component: nucleus.